UCAGUGUGAAAAAGCCUGAUCAUUCAAAAUCGAUUAACAGCCGCAAAGUACUACUUAUAUAAAUUGGAGUAUCAGUGAAUUUUAUUAUCAGUUAGAAUUUUAUUGUUGUGCUUAAAGUAUCAAAGUGAUUUUGAGAAUUUUCAGCUGAAAAUGUUGGCUUCUGUGCUUUUAAUUUGCAGUAUUUUCUUUGUGAUUUCGCAAGGAUCUCCAGUGGAUAUUCAGCCAAGAAUGUUACCAAUGCCGAUAGAUCCUAACAAUCCUGAAUUUUGUCCAGACUUUUCAAUGUUUGCACCCAAUAUGGAUGGUAGUGGUCCACUUGGAUUUCCAAUUGAUUCAUUGGAAAAUGUACAGCAAAUUGCACCACCCUUUGAGGAUGAAGACUCGGAGAGAACCCGUAGAUGUGUGACUGGAGUACCUCAUCGACCUGAUCGACCGGAUCGACCUGACCGACCUGAUAGACCUGAUCGACCUGACAGACCUGAUGAAACUGGAGACUUAUUGGGAAGCCUUAAAAAACUUGGAAGCUCUGCUAAAUAGGAAUUCCCGAUCAAUGCCCAAGAACCCAUAUGAGGACUCUCUGGGAAUCCAUUGAUUUCUCUAAGGAACCUGGGUCUCAAACAACUUUGUUUCCAUAUGAGUUUAUCCUUUACUGUGUCCUAUUACUUAGCCAUGCUAUAUUUAUUGUAGCAUACUAAUAAAAAAUCUAAUAA
Messenger RNA from Phlebotomus papatasi, 710 nucleotides. RefSeq lists its product as uncharacterized. NCBI's taxonomy places the organism in Eukaryota, Metazoa, Arthropoda, Insecta, Diptera, Psychodidae. The coding region runs from base 151 to 537 and encodes 128 amino acids. The transcript is spliced from 3 exons. The record is from RefSeq and is a predicted model, not a curated record.